This is a messenger RNA of Anguilla anguilla (European eel), 1470 nucleotides long. RefSeq names its product sulfotransferase 2B1-like. The transcript has 5 exons. Bases 208 to 981 code for a protein of 257 amino acids. Gene Ontology annotation, biological process: sulfation. Gene Ontology annotation, molecular function: sulfotransferase activity. Gene Ontology annotation, cellular component: cytoplasm. The record is from RefSeq and is a predicted model, not a curated record. Lineage: Eukaryota; Metazoa; Chordata; Actinopteri; Anguilliformes; Anguillidae.
AGAUCACAACAACAGAGAGACGACGAGCUGCAGGAGCCACGUAGCUUUUAUAUUCCAGAGGAGGGAUGUGAUUGGUGGAGGCGGGACCAGGUUAAUGAUGAUUGACAGCGGGGACAGCGAAUGGAAUGAUGAAUGGCUCUCCUGCAGUAUUACAGAGGGGGAAGAAAACACACACGACGUGGAACGUAACAAAUAGUCUUAUUCGGCAUGGAUGAAAAAUAUGUACACUUCAAUGGGUAUCUGCUUCCGAAAGAGACUCAUUCUGCUGAGAGUUUGAAGUAUGCCGCUGAAUUUCAGGUUCAUGACGAUGACGUUUUCGCUGUCACUUACCCGAAGUCCGGCACGACAUGGAUGCAGGAGAUUCUGCCCCCAAUCCUGAACGGGGGGGACCUGACUCCGGUGCAGACCAUCCCAAACUGGGAUCGAGUGCCCUGGCUGGAGGAGACCCGGGCUGCACUGGUGCUGGGUGACCGGCCCCCUCCUCGAGCCAUGGUCUCCCACUUGCCCUACCACCUCAUGCCCCCCUCUUUCUAUACCUCCAAGGCCAAGGUGAUCUACGUCACCCGGAACCCCAAAGACAUCGCCGUCUCUUCCUUCCACUUCCACAAGAUGGCCAGCUUCCUUGACGAUCCCGGAACCUUCGACGAGUUCCUGGACAAAUUUCUGUCUGGACAGGUAUUGUUCGGAAAGUGGACAGAUCACGUGAAAAGCUGGAGAAACACAGAUAUUGAAGACAGAAUCCUCUAUGUGACAUAUGAAGAAAUGGUGCAGAGCCUAACGACGAAUCUCACAACGUUUGAGGGGACAUUGGAAAGCUUCCUUGGAAAACAGUCGCCAGCACUGCAUGGUGGGUCAGCAGUCUUUCCUGCGCUCGCUGUCAUUCUGCAGCUCUUCUGGCAGUGGCUGGUCAGUGACUGCAGAGUACAGCCGAUUGUCCACCAGGGGGCACAACAUUUUCUUAUGCAAAUUAGUAGGCGAUGACAUCAUUACACAUCAUAAAUAUGUAAAUUAGCAUGUGACAUCGUUUAGCGACUUCUAGCGACUUUUUGCUCUUGCAUUAGCUAGUUUCCCUGGGAACAAGUUGGCAACACUGUUUUGGGCGGUUUUACUAAGAGCUAGCACACAUACCAACAAUAAACAAGUAAGAGCAGCCAGUAUGUCUGUGUCACAUACAAAGCAGCUUAUGCCGCUACCAUUUUGAAUUUACCUAAGAGCAAAUGCAGUUUAGUAAUUCAUGUUCAUUUCAUUUCUUUCAUUUAUUUGUUUCUUUUCACAGAUCAAUUUGCUUGUUUUUUUGUUUCUUUUUGGACAAAAAGUACACAAUCAGUCACACUGAUUAUAUACUAGCAGUAUAACCAUGGAUCAUAUUGACUUGAAAUAAUAUUAAUGACAUACUUAGAAUCCAUGAUGUUGGAACAGGACUGAACACCGCCAUUUUCCCACCAGGACCUGAAGAGAGCCUUGCUUAAG